Molecule: messenger RNA, 996 nt
Organism: Cuscuta campestris
Lineage: Eukaryota; Viridiplantae; Streptophyta; Magnoliopsida; Solanales; Convolvulaceae
Source: the annotation of a GenBank genome assembly
CAUCUUUUUCCUCUGGUUCUACAUACUUCAAAGCGCAUUCCAUUUCAUCCUUAUCUCCAACUACUUCGGGGUAGGAUUUGGGUUUAUCUUCCUCCAUUUCCGGGUUGUUUUGUGGGUCAUCCUCCACUUCAUUGAUCUGUUCCUCUGAUUUCCUUCCAGGAUCAUGAGACGAGCAAGCUUCAUUUGCCUUUUCCGGCGUUGGAUUCAGUUUUUCCUGUGUAAUUCUAGGGUUAUUCUUCGGUCUUCCUCUCUUCGCCAUGGCUAGAGAGAGAAAGUCCUGUUAUGCAAUACAUCAAAGUUACUAUUUGUUUUGCUUCAUUUUUAUUUAUAAUCACUUUAGUUUAUGUUUUUAGAUUCGAGCAGGAGAUAUGGUUAAGUUGAAAUCUUUUUCAUACAAAGAUUUUGAGUCAAAGAUAAAGGAUAAAGAUGUCCUUGAUCUUUUGGUUGAUGGUCCAGUUGUAGGGGUACUGGAGAGCACCACACAGUUGUCUUCUUUGUCUUCUAAGGAAAUUUACGUCCCCCCAGCAUUAAGAAAUUGGGUACGGCACUGUGUGCUUAUCACCAAAUACGGAGAGGAUGUUGGCUCGGGCUUGCCGUAUUGGUACUGCAGGGAGUCUAGGGGGCAGAAGCAUGCUGACAAAGGAUAUAUCAAAGUUUUGAAACAGAAAAAUUUGAAUGAUAAAUCAGCUUUUCUUGAAAUCUGGUCCCCAAAGGAAGUGUUUGUGGAAUCAGUAAUGAAAAGAGGCCAAUGACUACACUGUUCUUCAUCAACCUAUCUAUUUCACAUUGUCAAUUUGAUGGUCACAUAUGUACUUUGGACAUGUUGAAUGUCAUGCAUUUCAACUCAAGUUCAUUCUAAGUUUGACCGGCGUAUUUGGAUCAUGUUGAAGGUCAUUAGGUCAAUGUUCAUUUACCAGAAUUUCAUUUAAAAUUUGUGACAUAUAUUGAAUUUUUUGACCUGAUUCAGAUAUGAGAGAAUUAGAGCAUGUUUUCUUA